Molecule: messenger RNA, 1236 nt
Organism: Humulus lupulus (European hop)
Lineage: Eukaryota; Viridiplantae; Streptophyta; Magnoliopsida; Rosales; Cannabaceae
Exons: 3
Coding region: 1-1236 (411 amino acids)
Molecular function (GO): zinc ion binding
Source: RefSeq, a predicted model, not a curated record
AUGAGUGAUAGACAAAAGGGACUAAUUGAUGCUGUGACUGCUAUACCAGAGGCAGAACACCGAUAUUGUUGUUUUCACAUUGAGAACAACAUGAUAAAAAAGUUUGGAAUAUCACAACUAAGGGGCCUGUUUUGGGCAGCAACUGAGACAGCGAAUUUCAACACUUUCAAGCGCAUUAUGGACAUGAUAAAAGAAUUCCACUCAGAGACACAUGAGUGGUUAUCAAAUAUUGAGUUCAAUCAUUGGACUUUGAUCAAGUUUGACACUAGAGCGAAGGUAGAACACAUUACCAACAAUUUCGUUGAGUCAUUCAAUGAUUGGAUAGAGGAGCAUCGUUACAAGCCUCCAGUGGAUCUGUUGGAAGGGCUAAGAAUGCAACAAUCAGCCAUGAUGUAUGCUAGGAAAAAGACUGCAGAAAGAUGGGAGCACAAGCUCACUCCAAAGGUCCAUCAAAAGGUACACGAACUACUCAAGAAAGGUCGACGAGCACACGUAACAAGGGUUGGUGAAGAAGAAUUUCAGGUUGAUUAUGACAAGAAAAGUUGUAUUGUAAGAUUAAAUGAAUGGUACUGCAUUUGUGGGCAAUGGCAGGUCAGAGGAAUACCGUGCAUACACGCAGCUGCUUGUAUAAGAAAAAUUAGGGCCAACAUAGAAGAUUAUUGCUCACCAUACUUCACCACUGAAAUUUGGAGGAAGACUUUCCAGGGUGUAAUUCAUCCCAUAGCUGAUGAAUCUAUGUGGCCUGAGUUUGAUGAUGAAGAACUAUUGCCUCCUGUCAUAAAGGUGCAACCAGGAAGACCCAAAAAACAUCGCAGAAGAAGAGUUCCUGGAGAGGAGAGACCAUUGCCAUCAAUGAUAGAAAACCAACCACAGAGACUUGUUUCUAGCACCAAAAAGUGUAAGAAUUGUCAUGAGUUUGGGCAUAACAAGAGGACUUGCAAGAAUCCGAGCAUCAUAUCACAAAAUCAACCACCUGAAGGCUCUGCUCAAGCACAAGUACCACUUGAAGGCUCAUCUCAAGCACAAGUACCACCACCAACAGGCAAGGGCCGUGGAAAGACAAGUGCUCGAGGCAAAAAAGAUGCACCAACAACAAAAAGCAAAGGCAGAGAUCGAGGUCGAGGGAUAGUAAUGGGCACACACUCGGAGCUUCAAGUUGGGAGCUUAGAUGCAUCUCUUGAGGAGAUGCACUUGUCUGGAGCACCAUUAGAUAUUUUCUCAACUCAGGAUACUUAG